Messenger RNA from Neogale vison (American mink), 915 nucleotides. RefSeq names its product myocilin (gene MYOC). The record is from RefSeq and is a predicted model, not a curated record. The transcript is spliced from 3 exons. NCBI's taxonomy places the organism in Eukaryota, Metazoa, Chordata, Mammalia, Carnivora, Mustelidae. The coding region runs from base 1 to 915 and encodes 304 amino acids.
AUGGCCGCCGUCCAGCUGCUCCUUCUGGCCUGCCUCAUGCGGGCUUUCGAGGCCAGGACGGCCCAGCUGCGGAAGGCCGAUGACGGCGGCCGCUGCCACUACACCUUCAGCGUGGCCAGCCCCACCGAGCCCAGCUGCCCCGAGCAGGGCCAGGCGGCGUCCGCCAUCGGGGACCUGCAGAGAGACAGCAGCGCCCAGCGGGCUGACCUGGAGGCCACCAAAGCCCGCCUCAGCUCCCUGGAGGGCCUCCUCUGCCGGCUGACCGAGGGCCAGGCGGCCGGGCCCUCAGACGGCCAGCAGGGGCUGCAGGGGGAGCUGGAUGCCCUGAGAAGGGACAGAGAACAGCUGGAAACCCAGGCCAGGGAGCUGGAGGUGGCCUAUGGCAACCUCCUCCGCGACAAGGCAGCUCUGGAGGAAGAGAAGAGGCAGCUGGGGCAGGAGAACGACGAUCUGGCCCGGAGCCUAGAAAGCAGCAUCCAGGAGGUGGCCCGGCUGAGAAGGGGCCAAUGUCCCCAGGCCCACAACUCCUCUCAGGACGUGCCACCAGGCUCCGGGGAGGAAGUUCCUAAAUGGAAUGUGGAGACCGCGAACUUCCAGGAGCUGAAGUCAGAGUUAACUGAGGUUCCUGCUUCCCGAAUCCUGGAGGAGAGUCCAUCUGGCCAUCCUGAGAAUGAAGAGGGAGACCCUGGGCCCCGCCGGGCGAAGACGCUGCGUGGCGGGGAGGGCUCGCGCCGGACGCCCGCCUGGCCCCGGGUCGUCGCCGCCGCCGCGGGGUCAGACCAGCGGCUCUCGGGCCGCGCGGGGGGAGGGGGGAGCUUUGCGCUUCGCGCGGCCUCGCUGCGGCGCCCCAAAACCUUGGCCCCGCGAAAUAAAGCCACAGCCUGUCCUCCUGACCUCCGCGCCUGCUUUGCUUAG